Molecule: messenger RNA, 2426 nt
Organism: Engraulis encrasicolus (European anchovy)
Lineage: Eukaryota; Metazoa; Chordata; Actinopteri; Clupeiformes; Engraulidae
Exons: 6
Coding region: 374-1951 (525 amino acids)
Molecular function (GO): nucleic acid binding
Source: RefSeq, a predicted model, not a curated record
UACGGGGGGCGGGGGCACGGGGGAGGCGGCCAGGCAGGGAGAAACGGCGCGUUUCUUGACGGUCCAAACAUGGCCGAGCAACGACAGGUAAAUGUCAAUGUCUGUCUUUCCAUUUACAUUCCUCUGUAUUUGCAACACCACUAAUAGAAUAAAUAUUUUAGUAAGAUAGCCCUAGGCUAAGGAUCCUUACAUUCGAGUCUACCUAACUAAUGCGAGCUAAUGUAGCUAUAAUGUUACCUAUGUAACCGCGACCGUGGUCACUGGUUAUGACCGUAGCCUGCUAACCAUCGUAAUAACUAGUUAUUAUUUUUGUUCUAAUGUGUAUUUUCAUUUGAGACCAUGUGAACUGAACUACAUUCGUUAAAUAGUGAGUAUGAACGAUAAUAGGCUACAUGCAGGCGUGUUUUGCUGGUAUGCUGAAUGCACUGCUUUACUUCAAAUUAAAUACCUCGACAUUGUAAUGUUAUGCAAUCGGAUAGAUCACUGUUAUUCACAUAUGUUAUUGAUAUCUUGCAAACACCUUUUUUCUUUCUUUCUUUUUUUUCAGCAAUUGUUACUCGACCACCUUUUUGAUCGACUGUACACUAGGCUAUCCAGUUGGCUUAAUCGUGUCCCUCUGGACCAUGACUACUUAGAAUUUGUUUGUUCACAGGAACUGACUGUGCUCAGUGCUGUUUCAGGCCAGAUAGAGAUUCCCCAGAACAUAUUGGAUGCCCUUGCACAUGCACAUCAGCUGGCCUGCACCCAAAAUAGCAGCCAGAGACAGAUUAGGAUGGCAGCCCAUGAAACAGGUGCUAUUGGUCGCCCAAGGCAGAUCAUUUCUGAGGAAUAUACCACACACCUUCUGGCCCUAGGAUUACCUGUGACAUGUAUUGCCAAGCUGUUAGGAACAUCUAGAUAUACAAUACACAGGCGUAUGGCAGAAUGGGGAUCAUCAGUAAGGGAAAAGUACAGCAGGCUUGAUGAUGAGGAACUGGAUUCCCUAGUGUCAGAAAUUCACACAAACUUCCCAAAUGCUGGUUAUAGAAUGAUGAAAGGUCUGUUAAGGGCGCAGGGGCAUACAGUGCAGUGGGAGAGGCUACGAGCCUCUAUGCACCGUGUUGACACAAUCAGCAUUGUGUCCAGGAUGUCACAGCUGCGUUGUGUUGUCAGGAGAACUUACUCAGUCCCGAGUCCAAGGUCCUUGGUGCACAUUGAUACCAAUCAUAAAUUGAUACGGUACAAUAUUGUGAUCUUUGGAGGCAUCGACGGCUACUCCAGAAAGAUCAUGUACCUACGUGUUUCCAAUAACAAUUUGGCCUCAACAACCCUGGCAUUCUUCACUGACGCUGUACAAAAUUUUGGAUUCCCACUGAGGGUUCGGGCGGAUCAUGGAGUGGAGAACGUUGAUGUGGCCCGGCUGAUGUUCUCUGUCAGGGGAACUGAAAGAAACAGCUUUAUUGCUGGAAGGAGUGUGCACAACCAGAGCAGGAUCGAGCGGUUAUGGCGUGAUGUAUACAUAGCAGUCACCAGCCGCUUCUAUGAUGUACUGCAUCAACUGGAAGAAGACGGCCUUCUUCAUUUGUCCAGUGAUCUGCAGCUUUUUUGCUGCCACUACGCCUUCAUCCCUCUUAUUCAGUUCCACCUGGACACAUUCAAGGAUGGUUGGGAUGACCAUCCCAUCACCACAGAAGGAAACCUCACACCCAAUCAGCUGUGGCACUUGGGGCAAGAAUACCAGUCUCCUGAGUGUGACGAGGUUCUUCACAUUCCAGACAUAGACUGGGAGAGCAGUGGCCUAGCACCCAGCGUUCCCAAUUCUGGAAUCCAUGUCCCAGAAAUUGAGUGUCCACUGAGCCCAGAGGAAUUUGCACAGCUUCAGGGUGCUGUUGACCCACUGUCAUCACGCAAUCUGGGUGUAGACACUUAUUUAGCUGCACUACAGUAUAUGCAAGGCAUAGGCUACAGGUGAUUUUUUUCAUCUAUCCAUUUACCAUUUACAAACACUUGGAGAGUCACUGUGAUCCCAACAGUUUUUAAUAAAUGUAAUGUGGUGGGGGAAAAUGCGUUGUCUUGCUUUUUUUUUUUUUUAACCAAUUGCACAUCAAGACACAUAAAGCUCUUCACAAUCAAGUAAAAAUGAAAAACGAAUAAGUUGAAGAUAGAACAAAGGCAAUAAAAUGCAAAUGCAAUCAUUUGAAGCUAUACAAUGGCCCAAAUAUUCCCAAAAUGGAGAAAUCAACACUGGGAGUCGAAAUAUAUACACAGGUCUCUUUUUUUCCCCCACAUUAAUGUUCUCAAACAAAUAAGGGAGUUUUUCCUCACCCUUGUUGCUACCGGGGACUAUAGGGAUAAUAGUUUAGCACCAGGCGACAUUUUCCCUUUUAAGUGACGUGUUCCCUAUCUACAUCCCCCACCCCCCUUCUCUCCCCAUUCCCCUCCCACCC